Messenger RNA from Arachis stenosperma, 5432 nucleotides. RefSeq lists its product as uncharacterized. NCBI's taxonomy places the organism in Eukaryota, Viridiplantae, Streptophyta, Magnoliopsida, Fabales, Fabaceae. Bases 178 to 5148 code for a protein of 1656 amino acids. The record is from RefSeq and is a predicted model, not a curated record. The transcript is spliced from 9 exons.
ACCCACCCCUAACACAUCUCCGCCGUCCAUCCAAAUCUGAAACGAAUCUCUCUCUCUCUUCUCUCUCGCUCUGUCUCUGGAUGGAUGAACGAAGAUCGAAGAAAUGAAAUGGAGGGUGAAGUGUGAAGUGUGUGAAAUUGAAUUGUGAAUUGCGAAGGAGGAAGGAAGGUUUGAAGAAUGUCGGCGAAGGAGAAGCAAGUGGCGCAGAUCUUCGAGAGGAAGAGGUGGAUAAUCGAGCAGGCUCGUCAGCAGUACUUUGCGUGGGAGCACCACCUUUACCCCAACCUCAUCCUCCACGGAAUUCCCCCUCCUCCCUGGCUUUCCAACUACUCACUUCCCAAAGAUUUGAACAAGGAUGAUCUUGUCUCUGAAGUUCUAUUUUCUCAGCCACCGUUUGGGGUUCCUUUCUCUAGUCAUCGUUACAGUCUAUAUAGCAAUCUCGGUGUUGUAUCAGAGGCUGCUCUGUAUCAGAGUGGUUCACAGAAUGAAGUCCAUGCUCCGAGGGAAGACUAUAACAAAGGAGACAGGCUUUCAAAUUUGCUAGAUUGCUCUGUCAACAAUGAUGGAUGUGCCUCAAGUGGUCCUGCCGAACUGGAUUCUUGUGCGAUAUCUCCUCAGAAUCAAAUGGAACCAAGAGUUUCAGAUAGUUACCUUGACCCAGCUUUGUCACUGGCAAAGUUACAAAGAUCUAAAUCAAGGCAGAGGGCUCUCGAGCUACGUACCAGUGCUCAACCACCCAAACGCAGGUCAGAAGAUGAUAACAAUGCUAGCAUCUGUGCUGGGACAGUUACAGGUUCUGGAUUUCCAAGAGUACAGGCAGACGGUAGUGAGGAGCCAGAAUUGAUCAAGGAUUUUAAUUCCAACAUCCAAGGUUGUUCCACCAAAGAAGUAAGAAGUUACCGUCAGACUCAAACAAGUGACAAGCAUAAUUUCUCUCGUCGAAUAACAAGAUCUACGAGCAUAGCUCAGAAAUCUAACUCUUUCAAUGUUGCUAACUCUUCGAUUAUGAAGGCAGAUGGUGCACCUAAUAAAUUGGGUGAGCCAUUGGAGCUAGUUGACCAACCUUUAUUUACAAAUGAAAGAUGUGAAGCUAAGGAAAUAAUCCAACAAGAGCAUCAAAUGAAGGAAGCUAGAAGCAGUGCUUAUCAUACAACAAAAUCCAGAAGUUCCAGACAGUCAAGAUACAAUAGUGAAAUCAUGAAGAUUGACAGCACCAUAGACAGAGGCAAAGGAGUCGAAGUUCAUGGUUUGAUGCAAUCAUUAGCUCCCGUUGAGUUAACCAAUUUAAGCAAAUCGUCUGAUCACAACAAUGGAGGUAGGACAAAUAUAGUCGAAGAUGGCAAUUUUUGCAAUAAUAAAGAAAGCCAAAGUUGUGCUAGGAUAGAUUCACUUAGAAAUUCCACUUCAUCACCCUCUGAUGACCUUUUGAUGACUGGUUGUCAGGGCAAUUCUAUUAAUAAGUCAGUGCAAUCAUUUCAACCUUUAGUUUCACAGCAUUCACAAGAUUGUGCAGUGUCUGUUGUUGGUGCCUUGUGUAGUCAAAAGGAUCCUGACUUUUGUGUUGUAAAAUCAAAAGAAAGUUUGAGCAGAAGUGGUAGUGGAAUGGUAAACCUAACCACAGAUUCAAAGUCACAGAAUCACAUUGAAGAUAUAUCAAAGCCUCUUAGCUCAAACUUUCGUAACCAAAUUGGCAACUGCUCUGAGUUUGCUGGUGAGAAGUCUCAGAAUCAACAGCUUCCUGAACUAGAUGCUAGAAGGUUGUCUUCUAGUGACAAGGAUUCUGUUUCCAAUGCAGAAAUGAUCAUGAAUCCUGCAGAGAAAGAGAAUAUUGAAUCUGCUUCUGGAAAUACAACAGAUGUGACUACUUUUGCAGCUGAAGGAUUUUCAAGACCUGUGGGUGCUUCCAAUUUAGAUGGUGGGUCUUUACUUGUCAAGUCCCUAUACUGUGAAACAGCUGUGGCUGGGAAAAUUUUGGAUGGCCAAGAAAUUGUACCAUCUGGUGCCAUUCCCAAUGGAGAUAUCAAGGACAGAUCAAAUGCAACUUUUGUCAAAGUUUAUGCUGAUUUGGAUGGCUUAGUUGGAAAAGAUCCUUCUUGUUUAGGCACUAGAGUCACUGUUGUUAGCCCUGGGGCUGGGAUGGAUGUUUCGGUCUUGGGGGUGCCUUCUGGUACUGUUAUGUUGCCCAAGCAACUUAAAUUUGAUCAUGUAGAAGAGUCAAGUAUGAAAGGAAUUUCUAGUCCUGAUACUGAAGAAGGACAGAAGGAUAUGUCACCAGAAGAACCUCAGAAUUUGUUGGAACCAGUGAAUGAGCUUGAUGACAAAAUUUCUCCUGGUUGCCAAGUUAACUGUAAAUCUUUGGAGAAGAUGCAUGUGCUGGAAACAGAGGAAACUCUGAUCAGAGAAGGGCCUCAGAUGGAAUACUGUGCAAGCCACUUUGAGGAGGCAGAUGUAGCUAGGAAAGCAAAGAAUGUUGUGUCACCAAAGAAAAAGUUAACUGUAGUUCAGCAGGAAUCCUGCAUUCUUACUUCUUCCUUGAUGAAUUCUUCAAGUCCUUUGAAAGUUGCCUGUCAAAAUUCAUCAGGAAAUUUGUCAAAGGAAGUUAAGGCAUCAAAAUCUGGUUCUGUAAGAAGUAAACUGGAAUUUGAUGAAAGUGAUGUUGAGUUGGGUGAUUCUUUUUCUGCAGUUGAUACUGGAGAUAUUCUGCAUAAAUACACAGAUGAAACAGUUUCAAACUUUACAGUUGGGAUGUCAUCUCCUGCUCUUAUAGACCAAGUGAUUGUUGAGGCCCCAAACAACAUUUCCUUAAGCAAAAAAGUUGACUUAUUGAGGCAGAAACGGCUCAGCGAUGGAAAGAAUACUAUUUCAACUGAGCUCCAGAUUUUUAAAUCUUCCGAAGAGAGUUAUGAUGUGAAUCAUUUGUGCUCUCAGCAUAAAAGAAGAAAGAUGGAAAUUGAAGGAGUGGAGUUUCUACCUUCCUCUUCAAAGUUUCUUGAAAAGCCACUUAAUUCUAUUGACCAAAAGUCUGUAGGUAGAGACCUGAGUACUGAAGAAGAUAAUCCUGAAGCUUUCCAAGAUCAGCAUUUGACAUUUGAUCAGGAGGAUGGUACAGGACGUCCAUAUGUUUGUAACAGCCUAUCAGAAGAGUUGCAAUGUACCCAGCCCUGUGAAACAAUGAAAGGGUCCUCAGUUAAAGUGAGCAUAGCAGAGAAACUUCUUUUUGAUGGAAGGCACAGAAGCACAGAGAAACUUAUUUUGGAAGAUAAGAGGGAUGAUUCAUGGCAUCCUCCGUUAAAUGGUGGACAGGAAAGUGCCCAACGUCUAACCUGUGUUGAAGAUGGCACCUCGGAAGGAAGAAUUUAUCUGGAAGGAAAUGCUAGGUUCUCAAAUGUUUAUUCUGUUUCUCCAGCGAUCGAAUGCGCGGAUUUGAUUGACGCAGAUGUUACUGUACCAGAGUUUGAUGGGUUCAUUAUGCCGACCGAUAAUAUACAGCCAUGUACUACUGGAGAUCAGAUAGAAUUCGAGAAAAUGAAUCCACUGAGCAACUCGGUAGAUUAUUCGUCCCUUGGUAAAUCCAGAUUCAUGCAUUCUCCAUUUUGUUAUUCUUCAACUCCUUGUAAGCUAGAUACUAUACUAGGCCUUUGUCGGUCUUUACCUAAUGGCCUUUUGGAGGGGAUGAAUUUGAGGACUUCUCUUGCUCAAAACGAUGAGAGUUCAAGGGCCUUCUCUGAUUGCCUACCAAAUAGUAAGGUUCAAUACUCACCUUCAGUUCAAACUUUUUGGGAUAAAAUUAAUUCCUAUGGAAGUUCAGGGAAGCGCCAGAGUUUGAAACUGGAGCUUCCUUGCAUUAGUGAAGAAAAUGAAAAUGUUGAUGAGAUUGCUGAUACAUCCCAAAAGGGCAUUGGUUCAGAAGGAAUGACUAGCUCAAUUACACUGGAACCACUUGCUGAUAUUAUGGAUGGAGCAAAACCUUCUGCAUCAGCUUUACAAGAUGAUAUGUUAACCGCGGGAAGUAUAGAUUUUGUGGGCUCACAAGUGAAUGUCAGUGGUACUCAUAAUAAUGCAAGAAAGAAGCAAGAUAGCAAUAGGAAAAGAUUCACGGGUAAGGGGAAGGAGAACCAGAGUGUUUCUCUUGGAGCAAAUGGUGCCAAGAGAACUACAGAAUCAGUUAGCAAGACCAGUAGGCCGAAGUUAUCUGGAAAAGAUAGUUUGAAACAAGGUUCCACUUUCUCUAUAGGGAAGACUUCCUACAACAAUAUUGUCUCCAACGUCACUUCCUUCAUUCCAUUAGUUCAACAAAAACAAUCAGCAGCAGUUGCUACAGGCAAAAGGGAUGUCAAAGUCAAGGCCCUGGAGGCUGCUGAAGCUGCAAAACGUAUGGCCCAAAAGAAAGAGAAUGAACGCAAGAUGAAGAAGGAGGCAUUAAGAAUUGAGCGGGAAAAAUUGGAGCAACAUAACCAAAGGCAGCAAGAGCUGCAGAAGAAAAAGAAGGAGGAAGAACGGAAGAAAAAGGAAGCAGAAAUGGCAGCAAAGAAGAGACAGAGAGAAGAAGAAGGGAAAAAGGAAAAAGAAAGGAAAAGGAAGCGUGUUAAUGAUGCAAAGAAGCAACAUCAUGAGCAAGAGAAGAUACACGCUAAGAAAGAAGAUAAACAAGUACAAAUCCGAGCAGCAGGUGAACAAAUCCGAGAAAGCAAGAAACUUAUGGAUGAGAAAGAAAAUCAUCAGAAAUUGCAAAUGGACAUCAGUGAGGGUAAUUUGGAGCUUGUUUCUGAAAGUGAACCUUUGAAUACCAGGAAUUCGACAAAUGAUAAAAUAAAAGAAUGCUGUCCUGCAUAUUCUGAAGCUAUGAAUGGUGAUAAUAAAGAAAAGGUGACGAGCAAUUUUAUCAAAGCAUCUGAAGAUGAUGCCUUCAUCAACGAACACCCAUUUCAAGAGCAAUCAUAUGAUAUCUCUCCUUAUAAAGAAUCAGAUGAUGAAGAUGAAGAUGAGGAUGACAAACCAAAUAAUAAGUUUAUUCCUUCAUGGGCAAGUAAGCAUCGCUUGUCUCUAGCUGCUUCUUCCCAGAAAAUGGACCCGGAAACGAUAUUUCCCCAGCGAAGUUUUUGUAAUAUAGCAGAAGUACUCCUUCCACGGAAGUUUCAGUCGUAUUAGCAAUUUAUUGAAAAUGCAUUCCAGAUGUAGCGAUUCUUCAACUCAUAAUUAUGGAUUUUUGUUGAGGGUUUCGAAGAGCUUCAUUGAGCAUAAAGUUGUAGCAGCUAAUGAUUUCUUCCAUACCUUUUCAUCUGUUGAGUAAAGAUUAAAGAUUGCCUACGGAAGAUAGUACUUUUGUACAGUUUCAUCGAUCUGUAUAUAUUAGUGAAAUUUGUAACUUUUGCAGAGUUGCUGUCAGUAGCAACAAUUUUUUAGCAUAAAAAUGCUAAUAUUUGAUAAUUAAA